Molecule: messenger RNA, 1472 nt
Organism: Aspergillus pseudotamarii
Lineage: Eukaryota; Fungi; Ascomycota; Eurotiomycetes; Eurotiales; Aspergillaceae
Gene: atfB
Product: bZIP transcription factor atfB
Exons: 1
Coding region: 466-1422 (318 amino acids)
Biological process (GO): regulation of transcription by RNA polymerase II
Molecular function (GO): RNA polymerase II cis-regulatory region sequence-specific DNA binding; DNA-binding transcription factor activity, RNA polymerase II-specific
Source: RefSeq, a predicted model, not a curated record
GAAGACUACUACGUCUCGGCCUUUUGCCCAUUCCCGUAGUGUCAACCGUGGUAACACUGCCUGUCGGCCACCCGCACCUGCCUUAAAAACAUACUCAUUUCCCCUCUCCGCUACCAAAGACCUUCAGCCACCACCUGAACCACUUCCCACCUGCUAUUUUCCUGAUAUUCGAUCAUACGACUCCUCUGCUCGCCGGCGAAGAGGGUCUUAACACUCUCGCUGGAACCCUCUCAUAUCUAAUUCUUACUACGAUAUCUCUCUCUCUAUCUCUCUCUAUCUCUACCCCGUCCCUUGUCGGAGAAUCUCUCUCUUCUGUGCCUUCUCUCUGCCUGAUUCCUAAGGUCUGACAUAUAUUUGUCGUCAUCUGGCUCCUCUUAACUCUCGCUCCCCAAUCAACAUCAACAACCAUCCUUUGGGCGUUCAUCUGUAUUCUUCGUCUCUUCGUCCCACCGCCAAAUACCAGUUAUGUCGGUGGAACAAACCCUUUAUAGCCGCGAUCCAGCAGCGAUGGCAGAUCCCUCCUGUGCCGGCCCAGCUACCUUCACCACGGCAGGCGCUUUCUCACAGCCCGACUUGAUGGCUUUCUCGCUCCCAGAAGAAGAACCGAUCUGGGGUUUUGACACCAUCGCGCCGUCCAUGGCCUCGUGGCAAGGCAAGAUGGACCAACAGGCUUUUUGCAACCCCAACAUGGAGAGGGGCCUUAGGAAUACUCACGUCCGCAACGGACAACCCACGCCGCCUCCCUUUGAUGACAAGAAACUGCAGCCCCCUAUGGGGGAGAUGUACCCUUUGGCACAAUAUGCCUUCAACAGCUCACCGCCCGAGUUUACCCCCCCGAAACACCGCAGCAGUCUCAGUGAACAAUCGCAGCUAGAUGGUUACAGCGUCAGUACCCGACGUCGCAAAGCUUCGGCCGUCGAUCAGGGGGAGCAACAGCAAGAGCGUGAGAAGCGGGAAAAGUUCCUGGAACGGAACCGGUUGGCGGCCAGCAAGUGUCGACAGAAGAAAAAGGAGCACACGAAGCUCCUGGAGACCCGGUUCCGCGAGGUAUCCAGCAGGAAAGGCGAGCUUGAGACCGAGAUCGAGCACCUGCGCUGCGAAGUGCUCAACCUCAAGAACGAGAUGCUACGGCAUGCGCAAUGUGGGGAUGAGGCCAUCAAGCUCCAUCUCGCUCAGAUGGUCCGGAUGAUCACCUCCAAGGACACCCCCAACCGCGACCUGGUUUCUCCCAUGCGAUCCCCUGAACAGAACACGGCGUCCACUCCUCACGGGCUGUCAUUCGGAUUUGACGGUCCCAUGCAGCUGCCCUCGGAAAUAGGAUCGCCGUUGGAUCAGCGACGAGACUCAGAGCAGUCCAUUAUGACCGAGUCGUCCUACGCAUUCUCCACAGAUGACAGUUUCGAUGAGUUGAUCAAUGUUUAACGGGUCACGUCACUAAGCCUUAUUUUCCCUUUUUUUUUGUUUCCCUACUU